UUCUUUCAGGAAUUAGACAUUUUUGUUCAACCCCUAGCUGAGGAACAUUUCUAGGGAUGGAUUCUGCUUCACAUAAACAUAAACAUUCACAUCACCCUCACAACAGAAAGCACAAACAUUCGAGGAGCCGUGAGAAAGAAAACAAUUCGAAGAGAUCCAACUCUCAGUACGAGGAGAGUGAAGAUAUGUACGGAGUGUACAGAGAUGCACAGCUACAGUUCAACAGCAGUACAGAGACAAGUACAGAUCAUAAUACAGAACCUAGCCUUGAUAUUGAAUCUAUGUACAAGGAUUCAUUGUACUCACACCAGAAUGGAGGUUUAGAGGAUACAGUUGGGAACCAAGGGAGAGGCAAUCACCGGUGGUUAAGUGGGGAAGUGGAAAAAGUAAGUAGAUUCACAUCUACUCCAGGUACCCAGGAACAUACGGAGAUAAGAUCCAGACACGAUACAAGAUUUUCCAGACAGGAUGGAGACAGCUCAAGAGAGAUUCGAUCCAGAGAAAGUGUUCGAUCCUCUAAAGAUCGCGAGGCAAGAGGAUCUUCUUCAAGCAGACAAACUUGGGAUCGACAAGAGGGAAUGAAUACAGAUCAUUCAAUGAGAGCAUCAGGGAGGAAUUUCCAAGAUAACAGAAAGAGGUUGGAGGAUAGAGGAUACGAUAACCAUCGGAGGUCAGAGGACAGGACUCAUGAUAACCAUAGCAGAUCGGAGGAGAGAAUACACAACAACCAUCGGAGGUCGAAGGACAGGAUGCAGGAGAGUAUGAGACGACCGGAGGAUAGAAUUCGACAAGAUGCUGUCUCCCGAGGAGCAGAAAGUGGGCAAAUUAGAUCGCCGACUCUUGAUGAAAGGUAUUUGACCAGAGAUCGUCCGAGGGGACUAGAAAUAGUCCGGCCAUCAAGUGGCUUGACCAUUGGACGACCUCUAAGUGGGUUAACAGGAGGACGACCUGGAAGUGGACUAGCAGAAGCAGCUGCAUUAGUUGGACUAGCUGCUCCUAAGAUACCGCCUCCGAUACCACAGAAGCCGGAAGUAAUUCGAAAUGGGCGAAUUGAGGAUUGUUGGCCGAACUCCUUUAGAAAAUACGCUGCGAGUGAAGUUUGUCAGGACCAGGAUAGCCUAGACGGUCACUCCGUCCUUCCCUCGCCGCUUGACCGGAAACCUCCGCCCCACAGACCGCCCAAACCAGCGGUAGAUCCGCCCAAACUCGCCACACCAUCACCUAGAAAACUCUCUGAAGUUGAUACAAAGAGUGGAGACUGGGACAGGUCUCAGGAGUUCUCCGAACCGGAGCCUGAAAGUGAUGGUGAGAGCUCUAGUCUGCCGUCUCCUCCCUCCCAGUCCUCGAAACCAACUGUAAAACCCAGUAUGGAGAGACCAGAUAGAGCACAGAGUAAUUACUCACAUAAGACCGCCAUAUCAAAAAACUCGAAAACAUCACGAGUAACCUCAAGUAGACCUCAGGGCAAGACUGAAGUUUCCAAGAUGCCGUCUAUAUCUUUGAAUCCAUUUUCUGGAGUUCUCUGGGACAGAAGAGAACCCUUUAAGCAACUGUGGAUAACAUUGUCAGCUAUGUAUGGAAAGUUUCUUGUACUUCUGAUGAUAGCCUUCUGUCUGAUUGAAGUUAUGGAUAAUAAUAUCAAACCUUUAACUUUCCAGGCAUAUUUCAUGAUGUAUCUGUAUAUUGGAUCUAUUAUUGCUAUAAUGUGUAUAUAUAUCACUGUUCUUCUGGACAACUGCCCUUCAGUAUCAUCGAGCAGGUUAGUCAUUUUAAAGGACACACUUUUGAAGAGCUGGUUGGGGCUCUGGGUAGGUAUUUUAUCUCAGGGUUGGGGCCCUAAAUUUUACAUUUUUUACAUUUUUUACUGUAUUUGUAUAAUUAAAUAUUUGCUAAUUCUAGUAUUUGGAUUGGGUACUCUCAUCUUCAACGGUCUGGAGAUUGCAAUGCACGCAACUAUGAACAAUAAAAACUGUGUUGAUGAUGUUGUUCUUGCACAUCCCAUUCUUCAGGCUCUUUUUACCUUUCUGCAGAUGCACUUCUUGUUUGUUAAUUCGACUGUAAUUGUGGAAAAAUUCGGCCUUUUAGCCAGGUUUGGAUUUAUCCACCUGGUGGCCACCAACCUAUCCCUGUGGGUUCGAACUAUUAUCUGGGAAAGUGCUAGUGAAUGGGUUCAUCAUGUUUACACCAAGAACCUGGCACCAGCGCCCAGUGACGUCAUCAGAGUUCCAGAUAGGAGCAUAGAGAUGACGUCAUCAGAUGAUGAUUUUGCGUUCCACGAUAGAAUAGAUAUUGGGAACUAUGAUUACACAGAUAGAUCUACAGCCUUCAGUCUUAUUCAAGCCAAUAGAGGAAAUUUGCAUUGCAACAAUUCAUUUUUGAUGUCUCCGAAGCAUAUCAGUCAGAAAAUCAGAGUGCUUGGCAAAUUCAUUGUUGAAUACAGUUUGAUAGCCGCAGCGGUCACCUAUAUCAUGUGGAGGUCUGUAGGACAAGAUAAAAUGUCCAAGACUGAAGGAAAGAAGAUGGAAGAUGAAGAUACAGCAAAGAAGAGAAAAUACUGGAGGGUUGACUGCCAAAGUGCAAGCAAAGUUUUAAUUAUUUUCUUCGUGAUGAAAGAUAAUCCAGAAUACCGGGGCCAAAUGUUCUGGAUCUAUUCAGGAGCAGAAAUCGUUAUUUUUGGUUUGAGCAUAUUCGCUUCAUUUAUUGGAUUUAUCCAGAUUCAGAAAUUGUCGCACACCUUCAGUGCUCCUUAUGAUUUGGACACCCUGUUGUCAACUGUCACGAUCACCGGAAGUUACAUCUUCGCCAUCUUUAGCGCACUUGCCGCGGUUAUGUCUCUAGGAGAAACUAAGAGCAUAAUCAUCUUUACUCAGAAUAUAAUGCUCAUAGUACAGAUCACUUUGCAAGGUAUGAUUAUGAGUGAAGCUGGCCGGCGUGUUUGUAUGACUAGAUCCCAGCAGACCGCUAAACCUGGCAGACAAAUUAUAACCUUCCUUCUCUUCGCUAAUAUCACUCUCUGGAUCCUGGAUACUUUCAUCUCUAACAAACAGAUCACUCAGGGAAUACAAACCGAGUUCUACGGUCUUCUAGCUUGGGGAAUUAUUUCAAGAAUAUCCCUUCCUCUUCUUAUAUUUUACAGAUUCCAUUCUUGUGUUGUACUUGUGGAAAUCUGGAAAAACACGUACAGAACUAAGGAUAUCUUGUGAAACAACGGACCUGCCGCCAGCCCAUUCAUCUUUAAUCUUUUCGUCUAUCUUCAUUCAGUAUUCUCCAGACUUUCAUAUUCUUCUCUUUCUAAUUAUACAUCUUCUUCUUCAUCUUCCUCCUACACCCUCUCAUCUUCUUCCUCUUAUCAGGCUGAUCUUCUUUAUCAAGAUCCAAACUCAAAAUAUU
This is a messenger RNA of Eurytemora carolleeae, 3390 nucleotides long. RefSeq lists its product as uncharacterized. Gene Ontology annotation, molecular function: proton channel activity. The coding region runs from base 57 to 3203 and encodes 1048 amino acids. Gene Ontology annotation, biological process: proton transmembrane transport. Gene Ontology annotation, cellular component: membrane. Lineage: Eukaryota; Metazoa; Arthropoda; Copepoda; Calanoida; Temoridae. The transcript is spliced from 30 exons. The record is from RefSeq and is a predicted model, not a curated record.